Messenger RNA from Arabidopsis arenosa, 1226 nucleotides. NCBI's taxonomy places the organism in Eukaryota, Viridiplantae, Streptophyta, Magnoliopsida, Brassicales, Brassicaceae. The record is from the annotation of a GenBank genome assembly.
UAUCCUCGUCGACGUCUCCGUCUUUCAUGGGGGAGCAAAGGCCAAGGGCAAGCGGUGCUUCCUCCUCCACCGACUCAUAUUCAAUCCCUUCGGGGUCUCCGUCACCGUCUCCAUCUCCGGCGCCACGUCACCAUGUCACGUUACUCGAACCAUCUCAUCAAAACAAGAAGAGAAGCAAAAAGGUCUUCCGAGUUUUUCGUUCGGUUUUCCGUUCUUUCCCGAUCAUCACACCGGCAGCUUGCAAAAUCCCCGUCCUCCCUGGCGGUAGCUUACCCGACCCGCACCGAAGCGGGUCAAGCGGAUCAAGAGUUACAGGAACCUUGUUCGGAUACCGUAAAGGCCGUGUAAGCCUCUCGAUUCAAGAAAGCCCUAGAUGUUUACCAUCUCUCGUCGUCGAGCUUGCGAUGCAAACAAUGGUGCUACAAAAAGAACUUAGCGGAGGGAUGGUUAGGAUCGCGUUAGAGACAGAGAAACGAGGUGAUAAAGAGAAGACCAAGAUCAUGGACGAACCAUUAUGGACAAUGUUUUGUAACGGUAAGAAAACGGGGUACGGUGUGAAACGUGACGCGACGGAGGAAGAUCUCAACGUUAUGGAGUUGUUAAGACCGGUUUCGAUGGGUGCCGGAGUUUUGCCGGGGAACUCGGAGUUUGAAGGACCAGACUCGGAGAUGGCUUACAUGAGGGCUUACUUCGAACGAGUCGUUGGGUCUAAAGAUUCAGAGACAUUUUACAUGUUGAGUCCCGAAGGAAAUAAUGGACCCGAACUUAGUAUCUUCUUCCUAGAAGACGAUGUAGUAGUCCCUUGUGAAUCACGCAUGGAAAAUUGGAAAACAAAUAUGGAAAUAAUGGCAAUCAAUGAGGAAGAGUACAUAAAGAAGUAUAAUAAGUCAGAGAAUGAAUUGUCGGAACGUCAGGAUUAUGCACGCGAUAUGUUAAUCGACAUUUCUAAGAUCAGCCACAAAGAGCUAUUAGAAAUGGCAGAGCACCUAAAGGAAUUGGAGAAGAUGACUAAACCCGUUCUUGAUGCUCUUAGAAGCUACCAGGACUUGCCUCCUGAUAAAGCUCUUGCUGCACUAGCAAUCGAAGACAAGAAAAUACAAUUUGAAGCCGCCGAAAAGCAUCUAGAAGAAGUAUUUACAAUCAGCUCUUGAGUGAUUGAUAUAAAACCUAAAAAUAUUAUGUUUUGAGUAAUACUAUGAGCAAAUGCAUAAAUCUGUGUCUUGUGG